UGGAGAAGUUAUUUAGCAUUCAGCGUGUUCAGGUUUCCAGACGCGUUUAUUUCUAGUCUACGAAAGUUUUCAACCGCGGCGCAUGUCCAUUUUUUCAUUUUAUAUGGAGGAAACGACACUAUGAGAUACAUAAUUUUCUUGGUUUUACUGUUACUGAAUGUCAUAGUUGUUGCUAAAAGUCACUUGGAUUUUGACUGGACUCCAUCCAUCAAAAACAGAUCAAGACGGGACAUUUCCUGUAGAGAGGACCUGGAAUAUGCACAUGACAACCUCCGCUGCUGUCUGAACUGUCCAGCCGGAACCUAUAUGAAAAGCCCCUGCUUUCGAGAUUCAGAAAAAGGAGAGUGUGAACAGUGUGAGUUUGACUCGUUCACCGAACAUGGCAAUGGACUUAAGAAGUGUUUAUCAUGUAUAAAGUGCCGUUCAGAUCAGGACACUAUAGAGAAAUGCACAAGUACCCAGAACACACGGUGCGUGUGCAAACAAGGCUCAUUUUGUUUACCAGACCAAGCGUGUGAGGUGUGCAAGAAAUGCAGCAAAUGUAAGGAAGAUGAGGAGAUUGUGGAAAGAUGCACAGUUGGUUCGAACACAGUUUGUAGAAAGAGAGAGUCUUUGGGCAGCUCUCUAUCAGUGACUAAACUUGUUGUUUUGCCACUAAUUGCAAUGCUGGUGGUGUGCACUGCAAGUUUUUGCUACUGGAAGAAUACAAAACGAAGUAAAAGUGCAGUAACUUCACGAAGUCCAAAGGAUGUGGUGAAAAUCUGUAUGGGUGACCGUGAUGAUUUGAGAGAAGAGAGACAGAAUGCCCAAAACGCCAAGAUAGAUGAUUCAUCUCCGUUCCAGCCGUUUCUAGAGCUAAAUCAUUCGGUGGGUAUCGGGUCUCCUGGUUUAUCAGAGGUGGAGAAAGACAGAGGACCAGGAGACAGCCUGACCAACACUUCCAACUCUUCACAAAUUAGCCUUUCUUUGUCUGCUGUGUCUAGUAACCCCCAACCCAGCAAUGCUAACCAUCCUUCAAACUCUGCACUUUCUCAGCACUUUUGCACUUUGGAAUGUGAGCUAUCGAGAAGACUUCUUCCAUUGAAUGGAGAGGAAUCAUUGAAGAAAAGCUUUGAUUUCUUUGAGGAAAUGGAUGUCCACUAUCACAACAGAUUCUUCAGGUUUAUUGGACUGAGUAACAAUGCAAUCAAAGUAUCAGAGUCUCUAUUUCCGGACGACCGAGUUUAUGAACUGUUGAAAAUCUGGAUGGAAAAGGAGGGAAUGAAGGCAGAUUUCAACACCCUUAUUGAAGCGUUAAUUUAUUUGGACCAAAGACUGUCAGCAGAAAACAUUAUUGCAAAAGCAAUUAGUAAUGGUUUAUUUAAAUAUGAAGAUGAGUGACUGGAAACGUAACGAUUGUCACUCUCAGUGAUCUCAAGUGAAAAAAUAUAUCUGUUUAAGUGUCAUUUCUGAAACAUUCCUUAACAGAAGCCAAUACUGCAGAUACAAAUUGGCCAAUACUGUGCAGAUAUUUAAAGGAAAAUGUUGUGUCAUCGUUUACAAACAUUGGUUACAUUUGAAUUAGUGUUGAAUUUACUCUUUGUGAUAUGAAAUCAGUGUUAAUUUUUUUGUAGCAUUCUUUAUGACGCAAGACAUUGGAAAUAAUGUUGUCGUAUUUUCACAUUAUUUUGUUUACAAAUAAAGUCAAUGCAAUAUUCGUUA
Messenger RNA from Triplophysa dalaica, 1701 nucleotides. It is a transcript of the gene hdr, whose product is annotated as hematopoietic death receptor. Gene Ontology annotation, cellular component: cell surface; plasma membrane. NCBI's taxonomy places the organism in Eukaryota, Metazoa, Chordata, Actinopteri, Cypriniformes, Nemacheilidae. The record is from RefSeq and is a predicted model, not a curated record. Bases 121 to 1380 code for a protein of 419 amino acids. Gene Ontology annotation, biological process: TRAIL-activated apoptotic signaling pathway; positive regulation of apoptotic process. Gene Ontology annotation, molecular function: protein binding. The transcript is spliced from 10 exons.